AUGACUAUUCCAGUUAAUCCAGAUCUCUCCAACCUUAGAAUCAAUGAUUCUGCCAAUACCUACCAUCAACCAGAGGCCCAUAUUGCUGCCUGGGCAACUGCUGUACCAUUGCCCAUCCAAACUGAACACUUUUUGGAGAAGUGCAGAGAGGACAGAGUUAGAGAUGGUUGGACCGAUGCCCAAGUUACCAUGUUCGAGACCUUUGUCAAGUCUUCCAAUAUCAAGCAGCGCCACACUGUCCAUCCAUUCCUGUUGCCCAAGGAUGUCUCGGCCGAGGACUACCCAGAGGCUGUUGGUGUGAUGCCAUACGACAUCUUUGCCGAUGGUGCCAACCCAACUAUGGCCCAGCGUGAGGCUUGUUUCGAACACACAGCUGUCAAGCUCGCCGUUGCCUCUGCCCAACGCGCACUCAAGAAGUGGGGCAAGGACAAGAGUAACAUUACACAUAUCAUCACCACCUGCACCAGUGGCUGGCGCGAGCCAGGCAUUGCUUGUGCCGUCAUCAAGGAGUUGGGCCUGUCCGAGGACAUCUGCAAGCAAGAGUUGAACUACAAUGGUUGCUUCUGUGGUGCAUCCUGCCUCCGUCUUGCUCGUGAUAUCGUCCGUGGUGGUCUGUCUGGUGCCGUACUCGUCGUUGCCUGCGAGGUCGCCACCACCCAAUACAACACUACCCACAGCGACAUGGAGUUGAUGGUUGCCCAGACACUGUUUGCCGACGGCUCUGCCAGUAUCAUCGUUGACAGAGAGGGUGAGUGGAUGUACACCAAGACUGGUGGCGCUGUCGUCCCCGACUCACAACACCUGCUCGGUCUGCGCCCAGCCCUCGACGGCGAGAGCUCCUACUGCAUGACCCUCUCCAAGAACGUUGCCUCUGCUCUAUAUCAAUACUUUGCCACAGGCAAUGGCCGCAACAUCAUCAACAGACUUUGGAAGGAGGAGGACGGUGAGCGUCCUGCUCUGGCCAUCCAUCCAGGUGGCCCACGCAUUCUCGAGGCUGUCGGCAAGAACUUCAAUGCAUUGGGCUGGAAGUCCGAUGCCCUCGAGUACUCCUACGACACUCUGAGGAACUAUGGCAACCUUGGUUGUACCGCUCUGCUCUUUGUGUUGGCCGAUCGUUUGGAGAAGCAAAACAUCCAGGAGGAUAAGUUGAUCACAAUGGCAUUUGGACCAGGUGUCACUGUCGAGUAUAGUAUGCUACAAAGGAAGAGCAGUGUUGUUAAGAAGUAA
Acytostelium subglobosum LB1 is the source of this 1227-nucleotide messenger RNA. RefSeq lists its product as hypothetical. The coding region runs from base 1 to 1227 and encodes 408 amino acids. Lineage: Eukaryota; Evosea; Eumycetozoa; Acytosteliales; Acytosteliaceae. The transcript has a single exon. Gene Ontology annotation, biological process: polyketide biosynthetic process. The record is from RefSeq and is a predicted model, not a curated record. Gene Ontology annotation, molecular function: acyltransferase activity, transferring groups other than amino-acyl groups.